AUGUUGUCUCUACUCCAUCCAUCCAUCAUUCUCAGCGCUUUGGCGGUGUUGCCAAUGCUCACGUCUGCCUCGCCUACAGGGGCCCCACCAAUUGGACCGCAAGCUGCCAAGAGGGAGAUCAGUUGUAACUCCAACUAUGAAGGUUAUGCAUUUCUGUAUUUCAGCAACCGCGAUGAGAACAUUUAUCUGGCUGCCAGCAACGGAAAUGACGCCCUGUCCUUCACAGAGCUCAACAAUGGCAAGCCCAUCUUGACAUCCACCAAAGGCGACGGUGGAGUUCGAGAUCCCUUCAUCUUGAGGUCACACGAGGGAGACAAAUUCUACAUCCUGGCUACUGAUCUUUGUAUCGGCUGCGGCACGAGCUGGGGAGACGCCCAGCGCUUUGGCAGUCGACAUCUUGAGAUCUGGGAGUCAACAGACCUGGUCAACUGGAGUGCCCAGCGUCAUGUUGAGGUAUCACCAGAUAAUUACGGAAAUACCUGGGCACCUGAGGCUUAUUAUGAUGACGACCUCAAAACCUAUGUUGUAUACUGGGCGUCUGGAAUCUAUGACAAUGAAGCAAACCCCAAUCAUGACCCCAUUGAGUACCAGCGUAUGGUCUACGCGACAACGGAUGACUUUAUCACGUUCAGUGAGCCCAAGGUUUGGCAGGAUGAACCGCCGAAUGGCCGGAUUGACUCCACCGUCAUCAAGGAGGAUGGAGUCUAUUAUCGUUUCACAAAGGCUACUGUCAAUGGCUGUGCGGAUAUCGUACAGGAAAGCAGUGCCUCGUUGACUGCAGGCUUGGGCGACUGGCGUCAGAUAGCAAGCUGCAUCGGAAAAAACGCGGGAACGCAAGAGGUAGAGGGCCCUUCAAUCUUCAAGACCAACUGCAAGGAUACCAAUGGUGCUAGGUAUAUCCUGCUGGCUGAUGAAUUUGGCGGUAAUGGUUAUGUGCCACUCGAGUCGACUGAUCUUGCUGGUGGGAAGUGGACACUCCGCACGGGUUAUAAAUACCCCGAGUCUCCUCGUCAUGGAACCAUCAUUCCCCUGACUUUGGAGGAGCUGGAAGGUAUCCAGAAGGCUUUUGCUAAUACGGAUUGA
Messenger RNA from Fusarium tjaetaba, 1083 nucleotides. Its product is annotated as Arabinanase levansucrase invertase. Gene Ontology annotation, molecular function: hydrolase activity, hydrolyzing O-glycosyl compounds. The transcript has a single exon. The record is from RefSeq and is a predicted model, not a curated record. Lineage: Eukaryota; Fungi; Ascomycota; Sordariomycetes; Hypocreales; Nectriaceae. Gene Ontology annotation, biological process: carbohydrate metabolic process. The coding region runs from base 1 to 1083 and encodes 360 amino acids.